This is a messenger RNA of Fusarium coffeatum, 1203 nucleotides long. RefSeq lists its product as uncharacterized. The transcript is spliced from 3 exons. NCBI's taxonomy places the organism in Eukaryota, Fungi, Ascomycota, Sordariomycetes, Hypocreales, Nectriaceae. The record is from RefSeq and is a predicted model, not a curated record. Bases 1 to 1203 code for a protein of 400 amino acids.
AUGUCCGAACAGUCAUUUGAUUCACAGCUUCAGUCCUCGUUUAUUACGCGUUUUCCUCGUGAACUUCGCGACAAGGUAUAUCUCGAGCUAUGGCGUUCUUGCGGCCUUCGCCAACACAUCAUUUGGCACCAUGACAAGAAUGACGUAACGAAAUCUCACUUCUGCCGAUGGCAAUGUACGACGCCAUUUGAAGUAGAAGAUGGCCUUCAACAGGCCAUAAAUAAAACCAGGAUGGAGCUUGGGGUUGCGUUGGGUGAGAGUUUCAGCAAUGAGACCUAUGCUCUGCAGCUAUAUUCUGCCUGGAAGAAUCACUUUGCUUGCGGAGAACGCAUCGGACAGGUAUAUGGUGACGAUGCAAGCCCAGGCGUUACCAUGUGUUCUUCUCCUACACCUUGCUGGAGUCAAACUUCGGAAGGGUCAGCGACAUGGAGCCCCUAUUUAAACAUCGUUGCUCUAAACUUGUUUGUGGGUUUCUGUAAAGUGCCCGAUCGCUGGAACCAAGAUUGCCAAGUGGCUAUUCCACCACCUGGAUUUCGCACGUAUGGCAGACAUAUCGAGCUAUCGUUAGAGCCAGUCUUCCCCAUGCUGUUGCCUUCUUCGUCUCCAAUCAUCACUCCGGAAUUGCAAGAGCGACACAGUUCCUCUGACUUUCAUGCAUUACGACUGGAUCUUUUACAGAACCUCACAGCCCUCAAUGUCUGGAUAGCUGCUCGCUCGACUGUAUUGCUCCUUGACGAGAACGCCGACAACAUGGACCAAAGUCCAUAUGACAUCACACAGUUAGGCGUUGAGUCCAUUAAAGAGGCGCUGGCACCCCUGAAGCAGGUCCAGAACAUCACUCUAAGCAUGCCUCUUGUUUCCGAUACCGAUAUUGAAGACGACUAUAUAGUGGCUUGCGCUUCUGAUAGCGAAGACGGUCAUAUAGUUGAUGCCGCCCAUCUAAGAAUAUGGCGUAGAGGUUCAGGCGAUCGAUUUCAUCCAGCUCUAUUACCAGUCUUUGAGGUGGACCACUUCAGCAGCAACGUUCAUUCUACCGAAGAAAGAAGCGUGAAGCUAUCGUAUAAUCCAGGUUUGGUAACUCAUGUUCGCUAUGCUACUGAGCGCGAUGUCAGUACAGUGUCGUCAGAUCGCGGAUUUUUAUCUCGGUUGAUGGAAUCAAUUUGGUCCAAAGGGAAAUGGCUGAAAAAGAACGGAGAGCGCUAG